Messenger RNA from Chanos chanos (milkfish), 708 nucleotides. Its product is annotated as mast cell protease 1A-like. NCBI's taxonomy places the organism in Eukaryota, Metazoa, Chordata, Actinopteri, Gonorynchiformes, Chanidae. Gene Ontology annotation, molecular function: serine-type endopeptidase activity. The transcript has 4 exons. Gene Ontology annotation, biological process: proteolysis. The record is from RefSeq and is a predicted model, not a curated record. The annotation marks the transcript as partial.
CUCUCAGCCCAUGUGGAUGUGGGAAUAAUUAAUGGAACAAUUGCGAAACCACACAGCAGACCCUACAUGGUAUCAGUGCAGAAACGUCAUCACGUUUGUGGCGGCUUUCUCGUGGGUGACUCUUUUGUCAUGACUGCAGCCCACUGCUGGGAUAUGGGCGGUGAACUGACAGUUGUGGUAGGUUACCAAGACCUGUCAUCCAGAGAGAGCUGCACUGGCCGUAUGACUGUGAAACGUUACCAUGUCCACCCUGGUUAUGACAGCAGCACUUUGGAAAACGACAUCAUGAUUUUGCAGCUGGAUCAGAAAGUUAAGCUGAUCCCUAAUGCAGUGCAGCCCAUUCCACUGCCUAGAAGAAACGAAGACGUCGCGGCCAGAUCCAGGUGUUCUGUGGCAGGAUGGGGUCGCAUUUCAACAAAUGGACCUAUAUCUUCACGCCUAAGGGAAGCCAAUGUCCAAAUCUUUGAUAGAGAACAGUGUAGACAGCGUUGGGGAGAAUUAAUCACCGAUCACAUGCUCUGUGCUUCUGGAGGAGCAGGAUUUUGCCAGGGGGAUUCUGGAGGUCCUCUGGUGUGUGGGGGGAAAGCAGUGGGCGUGGUGUCAUUCAAUCAGAAGGGUAAUUGUGACAAACCCAUUGUUCCCAAUGUCUACACCAACAUAUCUUCCUUUCUGCCAUGGAUUAACGCCAUCAUUGAAGGAAAUCCAUGA